Pseudo-nitzschia multistriata is the source of this 4199-nucleotide messenger RNA. NCBI's taxonomy places the organism in Eukaryota, Bacillariophyta, Bacillariophyceae, Bacillariales, Bacillariaceae. The record is from the annotation of a GenBank genome assembly.
CGUUAGAUUGUAACUUUCAAAACAAAAUCACUAUAACAAAGAAUUCGUUUCGAUCUCCCGAGCACAACCUUACACCACCAGGAAUGAACAGAGAUGGAAUGGUCACCGGGGUGAUAAAAGAUUCGCCCCGAACAGCGGCUGCAGCCCCUCUCCAUCGAAAGAGGCGGCUUCCCUAUUAUCGUGACAACGACUGUUUGAUCGAUGCAAGAAUUACAGACGACAACGUGAGCAGUCCCAGUCAAUUCCCAAGCAAUAAGUGCGGUCACAAACGCCCACUGCCCCGGGUCGGAGUCUUUGGGGUGGACGCGAGAAAAAGAAUAAAUCUGUGGAACAAUGAAGUUGCCGCGAUUGUCUCUUCCACAGCGAGGUUCUCACCGAAGGGCAUUCACAGAGCAGCUUGUUUCGUUCUCGGAACGGACCUCGAUCAACUUUUUCCACCAACAUCCUACCGUAUUGUACCACCGAUGCUAACGUCUACGGGCACUACACUUGGGCAUUUGGUAGAUCAAGUUUUGUGCAAGGGAGAACCUAUUCUUGCAGUAAACGUUGUCGUGGCUAAGAAUACGAAUGUGAACGCUGGAACGAAGCGGCCCUGGUUCAAGUCGGAUGCGAAGGCGAAGCCGAGAACCUUCGGGGAACAGCCGCUGUUUUCCGUCGAUCUACUGCCGCAAUUCGAUGUUGGUAAUGCUACCAUCGAAGACAACGUUGGAACCAUCGUCACCGGCGUUGUUUUGGUGUGCACUACCAGCACACCAACAAUCGAUGGUUCUUCCAGUAAGAAGUUCACAGCAAUCCGCAGAGGGACGGUUUCCCGUGAUAGUUCGAUCACUCUGGAGACGGACUGCUCGGGAUCCGACCCGGACCGUUUGCUGGUUCCGAAACCAAUCGAGCCCAUUUACCACCUACCAGCAUCUCUUCUCUACCAACAGAAGAACCCGGAAUCAUCACCUUUGGCACUUGUACCAGCAACGAAAUCCACAGAGGGGACGGCUCGCAUGACGCUGCCGACGAGAACUCGUUCCGAUGCCCUUCGCCACAGCGACAUCAGCAGCUUGCUCGACAUCCUCGAUUGCGUCGUUUUUGGGGUGGAUCGAUCAGGAACGAUCAACGAGUGGAACCAAAAAACAGCAGAGCUCACCGGCAUCAACACAAACGACGCCAUCGGGCUGUCACUACUGAAAGACGACAGGAUAUCCUCCGUCUUGUUUCGCGCAUCCCAAUCGAACACGAAGAACACAAACAGUAGCCAGGCACCACUGAACCAAAUGCUAGGGCCCCUCUUGUCCGAAGCCUAUGAAGGACGGUCUACACCGUUGUGCCAUCUGAGCGUCAUCCACCGCCACAAAAUCCCGAACCAAUCGUCCCCCAUGAAGAAUCGCACUACAUGCAAGCGAUUGCAGGUCAACGGCAGCGAACCCGACAAAAGCUACCACAAAGGGAAAAAUCAAGAACAAGAGGAAGACCACGAACUCAAGCACCUCGUUGCCAGUAUCUCCMCAAGGUACAACCAGGAACAAAAGGUCGUUGGUGCCGUCUUUCUAGGUCUGGAUACGACCAAGUGCUUCACGAAUUUCCGUACCAUAACGACAACGGCCAACGAGCUGCGCAAGCUGAUCGAUACCGCCAACGCCMCGAUCUUUGGAAUCGAUCAAAAUGGGUACGUGCAGAAGCACCUGGAGCAUCAUUUGUUUCCCUGUUUACGAGUUUCGUUUCUAACAUUUCUGUCGUUAUCAUUGAUGUUUUAUCUUUCAUCUAUGACUGUUUAGCAACGUCAACGAAUGGAACGAAAAGACCGCCGAAAUCACUGGAUACAGAAAGGAAGAUGCCUUUGGGUGUCCGCUUGUAGACACGUUCAUUUUCCCCGAUAUCCAGGAUUCUGUCCGUUCUAUAUUGAGAGAGGCACUCAACAACGGAAAGGGGGCGUCCAACUACGAGCUCGAGUUCCGCACGAAAGCCAACGAAAUACGGCACCUGCUGGUAAACAUCACCCCCCAGUGUGACAUGAACAACGCGGUCGUCGGUGUCGUGCUGAUUGCGCAGGACGUGACCGAAGCCGUCAAGCGGGACCGUGCCGUCGCCAACAUGGCGCUCGAGCUCCGCCAGCUCAUCGAAACGGCCAAUGCGCCUAUUUUCGGUAUCGAUGUCCACGGAAACGUCAACGAAUGGAACACCCGGAUGUCCAACAUCACCGGGUUUGCCAAGGCCAAGGCCUUUGGCAUACCCCUCGUAGAAAACUUUAUUGCCGAGUCCGAGAAGGAGAAGGUAUGGCAAAUCCUAGAGGCCGCCCUUGCUGGAAACGAAACAUCAAACUACGAGGUAGAGGUCACCUCCAAAUCCGGGGAACCGGUGUUCCUAUUGGUAAAUGCCACAACAAGGAGGGAUCCGGACGCCAAUGUGAUUGGCGUCGUGGGCGUUGCCCAGGACGUUACGGAGGAUAGAAAACAGGCCAAGGCCCUUCGUGAAAUGCAAACACUGCGCGCUUCACAGGAGGCGAAGGUGGAAACGGAACGGAACAUGACUGCGUAUUUUGCCCACGAGCUGAGAAACCCGCUCGGCGCUAUCGAUUCGGCUCUAGAAGCCAUGCCCGACAACCUCCCAGAAUCCGCACAGAGCCUCGUCUCUGGGAUGCAACUAUGCACGGGGUUCAUGGCGUCCAUCAUGAACAACCUUCUGGACGUUCGUAAGAUGGAAGAGGGGAAAAUGCGGCUUAGCCGCGCACCGAUAUCGAUCCGCAGUAUUCUACGCAAUGUUCACAAGAUGCUGUCGCCGAGUGUUCGGCCCGGGGUCGAUUUUCGAAAACUCAUCAAUGUCAAGGGGAAAGAUUGGGUCCUUGGGGACGCUCACCGCAUCGAACAAGUACUGACUAAUGUUGUAUCCAACGCGAUAAAGUACACGGUAUCAGGACACAUACAGAUCUCCUUCGAAUGGGAGGGGGACAACCUGAAAUUCAUCUGCGAAGACACGGGCCCCGGCAUUCCAAUCAGCGAGCAGGCACGGCUCUUUCAGAGAUUCGUCCAGCGAGGCGGGGCUCCAGGCACUGGGCUCGGACUCGCCAUUGCAAAGCACAUUGUCGACCUGACAGGGGGGUCCAUCCGGUUCAUAAGCAAUCCUGCCGUAAAGGCCGGGACGACUUGCAUUGUUCUCAUGGCCCUACCGCUGUGCAAGAUACCGGAUACCAUAGCCAAGCAGAACACGGAAAUCAUCCAAGAGGCGAUCUCGGUGCUGGUGAUCGACGACAUCAAAAUGAACCGCAGCAUGAUGAAGCGGCGGAUAAAGAAAGCGAUCGCCCCUAAUGCCAUCAUCAAGGAAGCCGCAACGGGAGAAGACGCGUUGUUGAUCUGUGGGAGGGAAAAGUUCGACGUCGUGGUAGUGGAUCAGUUCAUGGAAGAAGCUGGUGGCGUGAUGGUAGGAACCGACGUUGUCUUUGCGAUGCGGAGGAUGAGAAUCGACUCUGUCAUCGUUGGGUGCUCCGGAAACGACAUUGGCACGCAGUUUUUUGAUGCGGGGGCCGAUAUGGUGUGGAAGAAACCCAUUCCCUCCAACGACGCGAUCAUAAGGGAUUUACGAACAGCGCUCACCAAGCGGAGUGACUCGGUCAAUUAGGAAUUAGCCUCAAUGGUACCGUACUGUGGGAUAGUACAUUGAGAGUUACCACAACGAGUACUAAUUAUUUGGAACUACAGAAAAAUAGUGGGACGCUUUCUUUCUCCCCUUGUAAGAUUGUGGGCGGUGCCUCUGCUAUUGUGUAGUAUUAUUUUGGUCAGUUUUUCUUGUUUUUUUCUGUUCUGUCAGGCUUGGCUAGAGAGUGGUAUUGCGAGUUAGAAAAAAUGGGCAUAUCAUAUGCUAGAUUGUGUAUUUCUGCUACGACACUGUACUGUAGACGAAUAUUUUGUGGCCAAAAUUCAGGGUCAAAAUUGUGAAAUUCUAUUAGGCUCCUUAGUGUACCGGUACGUGAAUACGAGGUUUACAAUAAAAAGUGAGGUUAUUGGUUAUUCACUAUCUAUUCGUGAUUUGGUGGUGGUUCAUGUCUCACAAAAAUUACUUCUUGUUGUGAGCCUAAAGCACGAAUAGCUGAUGUAAGCCUGAUGUUGCUCAUGACCUGCAAAAUGUACAUAUGCUCUUUAGUGUCGUAUAAUUACGUGUUUACAAUAAAGAGUGAGCUUGGUCUCUGUGACCCUGAAUAAGCUCACUCUUUCUUG